Molecule: messenger RNA, 1584 nt
Organism: Danio rerio (zebrafish)
Lineage: Eukaryota; Metazoa; Chordata; Actinopteri; Cypriniformes; Danionidae
Source: RefSeq, a predicted model, not a curated record
CAGACAUACAGUGAUCUUUCCAGCAUGAGAGAAGAAGGACAUGGACUGAGCUGAGUGGUUCAGACAGCUCACUGGUGUUCAGACUUUUAUAGUUUGCUCGGACUUGACAAUUCUUUAUAUUUACAGCUUGAACAGAACACCAACCGCAAAGACUGCCAUGAAUUUUUUAAAUGAAAGUUUUUACCAGAAUAUCUCUUUUGUUCAUCCUCAGUACUUUUACAUUAUUGGACUUUCCGGUACACCUUACAGCAGUUAUUUCUACGUUUUCUUAUUUAUCACAUAUUUCAUUACUUUAUUUGGGAACUCUGUAGUUCUUCUCAUUAUAGCUCUUGAGCGGAGUCUGCACAGUCCAAAGUACAUUGGUGUGUUUAACUUGGCCUUGGCUGAUAUUGGUGAAACUAAUGCUCUGAUUCCUAACAUGGUGAAGACUUUUCUGUUUGACUCACAGUACAUCUCUUAUAAUGCUUGCUUGGCAAACAUGUUUUUUGUGUUCCUCUUUAGCUCCAUACAAAGCUUUGCUCUUCUUGUUCUUGCCUUUGAUCGCUUUGUUGCGAUUUGUUUGCCAUUAAGAUAUCAUGCUCUUGUGAAUAAUACCACUAUGCUUUUAGCUUUCGCUGCAGUUUGGGCAUUUAACUCCUUUGUGGUGGCCUUGAUGGUGUCUUUGAUCACCCGACUUUCCUUCUGUCAGUCUAAUAUGAUACAGAGUUAUUUUUGUGAUCACGGACCAGUGUAUAGGAUAGCAUGUAAUGACUUUAGUAUAAAUAAGUUUAUGGCUUUUCUCAUAACUGGUUUAUAUCUUGUAAUCCCACUCUUUCUUAUAGUCCUGUCAUAUCUUGGCAUUUUUCUUGCUUUAACCAAAAUUACGACUUUUGAAGGACGUAUAAAGGCAUUGAAGACCUGUGUUUCUCAUCUGUUGUUAGUAGGAACAUUAUUCCUCCCUCUAUUUUGCACAUACUUUGCACAGCUUUUACUUUCUCUCAGUCCCAAUGCACGAGUCAUCUGCACGUCACUGGCAUAUACUAUUCCACCAAUGCUUAAUCCAAUAAUUUAUGUUUUAAACACAGCUGAAAUCAAAGACAUAAUUUGGAAAGUGUUUAAAAACAAAUCUGUGGCAGUUGAGAGUAUUUCAAAAUGACUGAAAUGUUUAUGCUGGCUUCUGUUAUUACAUUACUCAUAUGAAGAUGCUUGCUCAAGGUUUAUAUGAUUUACAAUAUAAAAAAAUUGUAUUUAUAUGGUAGCUAAAUUAUCACUGUCAUCUACAAAUGUAUUUUUUUUAAACAAUUGACUUUGAACUGAAGACUCCCUAAUGUAUUGUUGUUUGACUUUGUAAAACGGGUCAAUUUUGGCAUGAGUAUACUGUAUGCUGAACCAAGAUUUAAAGCUUUUUAUUGUGCGGCUACUGCUUUUACUUUGCUUGUUUCUGCGUUUGUUGUUUUUUUUUCCUUUUAUGUUGUACAGUAAUAAAUAAACAAUAUUAAUGAACAAACACACUGAUGCUUUGGUUAUUUAAUGGGUUUAGGCAAUGUCGUGCAUAGGCUUAUUGCUCAUUUUAAAGAUUGUCAAAUAAAAUUUAAGUCUAGAACA